AUGUUUCCUGACUUUCCCCUACGCUCCGUCAUCGCGGUGAUGCUCGCCCUUGUCCCUUUGGCGAGGACAGCACCUCAACCGAUCAUGAAUAGCUCGACCUCGCAACUUAGCUUGACAGCUCAGCUGCGACUUGCAGACACUGCCAUCGAACGUUACAAACUCCUCCCAAAGGGUGAAGACUUUGUCUUCAAUUUCGCCGGAGCCUCGCUUCCGAUUGCCACCAGCCAGAAUUUUCCCGCCCUUGUCGGCACUGGUAUAUCCUUCAGUAUCGCGCAAUUGCCAGCAUGCAGCAUGAGCUUCCUGCACCUCCAUCCUCGUGCAACUGAGCUCUUCGCUAUUACGUCGGGGCGUGGCCACCAACGAGUCAUCCGUGCAGAGCUCGGCCCUGGCAUAGUGACGAUCUUUCCGGCUGGGUCGUUUCACACGCAAGUGAACCCAGACUGUGAGCCAGCCAAUUUCACCGCAGCCUUUACCUCGGAUGAGUUUGCCGUGGGUCUUGUCGCUGCACAGACAUUUUCACUGAGUGAUGAUGUAAUUGCUGCCACAUUUGGGCAGACUAUCGCUGGUGAGGACAUUGAGAAGGUCCGGCAAGCUAUUCCUGUGACCAUGGCCAUCAAGGUUGAGGAAUGUUUGACCAAUGAUUUUGGGGCCGACUGGCACAAAAUCUUCCUCCGCAUCCCACAGCUCCUGGAGAGUCAAGCCUCUGCAGAAGAAUACCACGAGCACCCGCAGGAGCCGCUGCGAGAAGACACCGAGUCUACAGUGAGGAUGAGUAUGACUACACCGUACCACUGGGCUCUUGCAGUUGGGAGGAUUCAUAUCGUGGAUAGGAAGAUGCUGGCCACCGAAGGCUGGAAGGCUGGCAAGGUUCGUAUUGUCUUCUACGAUGAGUUCGGCCGGGUGGUGCGUUCGUACCGUGCGGAGGUGGAUGAGGCUGCGGACAUAACAGGUGUAUAUGACUACAUCCUAAAUGAGCAUCCAUGCUGGGUCCAUGGAAAGAUAGGCAAGGACUACAUGGUAGGAGCACCCUUGGGGCCACCAUAUCAGCAGGACGACUGUGAUGAAACUGACAGUGAAGGGAGUACAGAUGAUAAUGAAUAA
Messenger RNA from Aspergillus viridinutans, 1101 nucleotides. RefSeq names its product germin family protein. Gene Ontology annotation, cellular component: cell wall. Lineage: Eukaryota; Fungi; Ascomycota; Eurotiomycetes; Eurotiales; Aspergillaceae. The record is from RefSeq and is a predicted model, not a curated record. Gene Ontology annotation, molecular function: manganese ion binding. The coding region runs from base 1 to 1101 and encodes 366 amino acids. The transcript is spliced from 5 exons.